AUGAAGUCGAGACAGGACGAAUCCCCACCAGAUUUCAAGAUACUACCAGGGCAAACGGCUCUAGAAGAUGAGACGAAUUUAAUCCCCCUAUAUACAGAAAGAGCAAUCUAUACCCCAAAGUAUAAUAAAGGCAUUAACAGGCUAAAAAACCCUAAGGA
Molecule: messenger RNA, 158 nt
Organism: Plasmodium inui San Antonio 1
Lineage: Eukaryota; Apicomplexa; Aconoidasida; Haemosporida; Plasmodiidae
Exons: 1
Source: RefSeq, a predicted model, not a curated record